Molecule: messenger RNA, 276 nt
Organism: Acaulospora colombiana
Lineage: Eukaryota; Fungi; Glomeromycota; Glomeromycetes; Diversisporales; Acaulosporaceae
Source: the annotation of a GenBank genome assembly
AUGACUGCAACACAUGUCGCAGGUCAUACCAACCCUCAUGCACUAAAUGCAACACAUGAAGUAGAUCACACCAGUCCACCCAAGUACCAUGCUAGUUCUGAUAGCACAUGCCCACACCAUAAUUAUUCACAAGUGAAGCAGUCACAUCGUUAUUUACAGGCACAAACAGUGAUAUCCUCAUGGGAAAACAAAGCAAUUGAAGAAGCUGAAACCAGACCUUCAUCCUCCUUGACUAUAAACAAUGAUAUCAGAGAUGUUAACCCAGAAGCCGAAUAA